CGGCUUCAGACCAAGAGGACAUGCUCCCUGUGCUACCUUGUACUGAAACGCCUGGCAGGUUCUUGCCAUUUAAAGACUAAAACUCUGAAAGCUCCUGGUUUCACAGACAACGGUCAGGAGGCUCUAUUGACUGUCCAGUUGGAAUGUUCUUGCUCUGUGGAUACAGUGUUGAGAAGAGCCACAGAGAUUCUCAAAGAAAGCCCCAUGUCGAUGAGGGGUUUCAAUGUAGAAUGGUGGGUCCACGAAGCCUUCACUAAAUAUGUGACAUUGGAGUGAACACAAAAAUGAAGAAAUGAGCCAUAUGGAUGGAGAUAAGUGGAAGAUGAUGAUUCUGCACACUCAGUUUUCUGAAGGCCUCCUGGAUUUGAAACCUUCUAAUCCUUCAUCCUCAUUAACCUCAAAAUGUCCCCAGAAAUUCUGAACUACAUCUCCCAGGGUAUCUGCCUCUUGAAUUUGGAAAUGACACAGUAUCCCCACCUGGCAAUACGCCCUGAUUUGAGAUUUGGAAGACACAAUUCAAUCCAGAAAUUGCUAAGCACUGUCCACUGGGGCAUUACAAUGGGAUUCCAGGAGAAUAACCACACGUAACCCACUAUUUCACCUCUGACUUCAUGAAAACACAUGUAUAUACAUGCUUGUGCAUGUGUGUGUGCACAGACACACCACACACACUGGGAGAAACAACUGAGUCAAAAGGCAAAACGUUUUUUUCCAUGAACAUUUUAGCUGACAUUCUAAGAUCAAAAUAAAGACAAAAACAAUGAGCAAGUUCAUUGCAGCUUUCCCCAAUGGCAGUUUUUCCCCCUCCACUCUUGGUUGCAGACAGCAUGGCUGCUUUACAGCCAUCAGAAGAAACACAGCUCAUGGUGAUUGUCAGCUAUCCUUCAACCUGUUCAAGCCAGAAGCCCAAAAACUGAGCAUGCUGGAUUCUCUUCUCCCUUCUGCCUCCCUCACUCCCUCAGUAAUCUCAGGUCUUAUGGCUUCAAAAACUAUCUGGGUGCUGCUGGAGUCCAGCUUUGUAUAUGCAGGCCAGACCUCCCCCUGACCUUCAGCUAUCCUAUAUCCUGCUGCCUUCACUUCAUCUCCUCUUAGCUGUCUAAAGGACAUCUCAAAUGUCACAUGUUCCAAAUCAAGCCACUGGCAUACAUUCAUCUCCUUCCACCUUCUCUCCUUCCCCAUCUUGGUUAAUGGCAACUCUAUUUUUCCAACUACUCAGACCAAAAAUUUGAACUCAUCUUGACUCUUCUCUUCCUCUCACAUUAGUCAUUAAUUCAUCAGCAAAUCCUAUAGGUUCUUCCUUAAAGUAUAUCCACAAGCUGACCCCUGUCACCACUGAUGCCACUUAGUGCCAGCCAAGAACCUCUUGGUUGGUCUCCCUGCUCCUGCUUUUUGCCCCCCCACUGAUUAGUCUCAACCCAGCAGCCAGAAUGAUCCAGUUAAAACCCAAGUCAGAUUGUGUCUCUCCUCUAAGGGCUCCUGUCUCACUCAGAGGAAAAGCCAAAGUUCCUUCAAUGCAACCAGGGGGUGUCCUGCAUGGUCCUCCUGUCCCCCGCCCCCUUGCCUCUCUUAUUCCACUUCCCAUCUGGCUCCACCCUGCUCUCUUUGCUUCAGCCAUGCUGGCCUUUUGCUGUUCCUCAGACAUGCCAGCAUAAUCUUGCCUUGGAACCUUCACAUUUAUCUUGCUGUCUGCCCCGAACACUCAACCUCAGAUAGCUGUGCAGCCCUCUCCUUUACACAAAUGGUAACUCUUCCAUGAAACCUUUCUCCACCACUCAAUGUCCAUUUCCAAGCCCAGCCCAUGCUCUCCAGCCCCAUCCCUGCUCUGCUUUUUUGCCUUCAUCCUCAUCACCAUCCGACCCAGUGGAUAGUUUUAAUUGUAUCUCUCACUAGAAUGCAAGCUCCAUGAGACACACAUUUUUGUCUGUGUUAUUCAUUGCUCUACUUCCAGUUCCCAGAACAAUUUUGGCACAUAGCCGUGUGUUCAUUAAUUAUGUGUUGGUUAAAUGAAGGAAGCUUUAUGAUGGAAAGAGCAUGCCACUCCUCUUCCAGCGUCCCCCUCGGUGGCCAGGGUAGAGCAGGCAUUCAGCUGCUCUUGUGGGAGAAGAAGGGACUUGCAAGAUCAUCUCCCUUAGCUCCCUCAUUUUCAGGAGGACAGGGACAGUGGUCCCCAGGAAGAGAAGGAGAGUCCAAGCUAAUUUGGCUGAUCCCCCGUGGGAGGCUGAGGUUGCAAACAGACAGCUGCAGCUCCUUGCAUCUAUGCCACACACACAGCCUUUCUGAAUCAGAGGGUAUUAUUCUUUCCUUCUGAACUCUUGGGAUAUUCCUGUUUUGAUUUGGCUCUAGCAGUGACGACGCCGAGUUGUGCAAAGCCUGGGAACAGUGAGGGCAUUAGGACCAGGAGUGAGGCGCACGCUUGGCUCUGGGUUGUGUCUGGCAGAGGGCUCUCGGCUGAGUGGAGCUAUGUGUGAAAGGAAACCAGGCACUGCCUGCCGGCUUUACAUCUGUUGAUCUGACCUGACUGGAAGCGUCCAAAGAGGGACGGCUGUCAGCCCUGCUUGACUGAGAACCCACCAGCUGAUCCCAGAUACCUCAUAGCAACCUAUUUAUGCAAAGGGGGAAAGAAACACCUGAGCAGAAUGGAAUCAUUAUUUUUCUCCCAAGGAGAAAACCGGGGUAAAGGGAGGGAAGCAAUUCAAUUUGAAGUCCCUGUGAAUGGGCUUUCAGAAGGCAAUUAAAGAAAUCCAUUCAGAGAGGACUUGGGGUGAAACUUGGGUCCUGUGGUUUUCUGAUUGUAAGUGGAAGCAGGUCUUACACACGCUGUUGGCAAAUGUCAGGAGCAGGUUAAGUGACUGGCAGAAAAACUUCCAGGUGGAACGAGCAACCCAGGUUCUGCUGCAAGCUUGAAGGAGCCUGGAGCGGGAGAAAGAGAACUUGAACAUGACCUGUUGCAUUUGGAAAGUUCCAGCAACAUGCUCCUAAGGAAGCGAUACAGGCAGAGACCAUGCAGACUCCAAUUCCUCCUGCUGCUACUGAUGCUGGGAUGUGUCCUGAUGAUGGUGGUGAUGUUGCACCCUCCCCCGCACACCCUGCACCAGACUGUCACAGCCCAAGCCAGCAAGCACAGCCCUGAAGCCAGGUACCGCUUGGACUUUGGGGAAUCCCAGGAUUGGGUACUGGAGGCUGAGGAUGAGGGCGAAGAGUACAGCCCUCUGGAGGGCCUGCCACCCUUUAUCUCACUGCGGGAGGAUCAGCUGCUGGUGGCCGUGGCCUUACCCCGGGCCGUAAGGAACCAGAGCCGGGGCAGGAGAGGUGGCAGCUACCGCCUCAUCAAGCAGCCAAACAGGAGGCAGGAUGAGGAAGCCCCAAAGAGGUACUGGGGGGCGGACGAGGAGGACGGGGAGGUGUCUGAAGAAGAGGAGCUGACCCCAUUCGGCCUGGAUCCACGUGGCCUCCAGGAGGCACUCAGUGCCCGCAUCCCCGUCCAGAGGGCUCUGCCCGAGGUGCGGCACCCGCUGUGUCUGCAGCAGCACCCUCAGGACAGCCUGCCCACAGCCAGCAUCAUCCUCUGUUUCCAUGAUGAAGCCUGGUCCACCCUCCUGAGGACUGUACACAGCAUCCUCGACACAGUGCCCAGGGCCUUCCUGAAGGAGAUCAUCCUGGUGGACGACCUCAGCCAGCAAGGACAACUCAAGUCUGCUCUCAGCGAAUAUGUGGCCAGGCUGGAGGGAGUGAAGUUACUCAGGAGCAACAAGAGGCUGGGUGCCAUCAGGGCCCGGAUGCUGGGGGCCACCAGGGCCACCGGGGAUGUGCUGGUCUUCAUGGAUGCCCACUGCGAGUGCCACCCAGGCUGGCUGGAGCCCCUCCUCAGCAGAAUAGCUGGCGACAGGAGCCGAGUGGUAUCUCCGGUGAUAGAUGUGAUUGACUGGAAGACUUUCCAGUAUUACCCCUCAAAGGACCUGCAGCGUGGGGUGUUGGACUGGAAGCUGGAUUUCCAUUGGGAACCUUUGCCAGAGCAUGUGAAGAUGGCCCUGCAGUCCCCCAUAAGCCCCAUCAGGAGCCCUGUGGUGCCCGGAGAGGUGGUGGCCAUGGACAGACAUUACUUCCAAAACGCCGGAGGGUAUGACCCUCUUAUGUCGCUGCGAGGUGGUGAAAACCUCGAACUGUCUUUCAAGGCCUGGCUCUGUGGUGGCUCCGUCGAAAUCCUUCCCUGCUCUCGGGUAGGGCACAUCUACCAAAAUCAGGAUGCCCACUCCCCCCUCGACCAGGAGGCCACCCUGAGGAACAAGGUUCGCAUUGCUGAGACCUGGCUGGGGUCAUUCAAAGAAACCUUCUACAGGCAUAGCCCAGAGGCCUUCUCCUUGAGCAAGGCUGAGAAUCCAGACUGCACGGAACGCUUGCAGCUGCAAAGGAGACUGGGUUGUCGGACAUUCCACUGGUUUCUGGCUAAUGUCUACCCUGAGCUGUACCCAUCUGAACCCAGGCCCAGGUUCUCUGGAAAGCUCCACAACACUGGACUUGGGCUCUGUGCAGACUGCCAGGCAGAAGGGGACAUCCUGGGCUGUCCCAUGAUGUUGGCUCCUUGCAGUGACAGCCGGCAGCAACAGUACCUGCAGCACACCAGCAGGAAGGAGAUUCACUUUGGCAGCCCACAGCACCUGUGCUUUGCUGUCAGGCAGGAGCAGGUGAUUCUUCAGAACUGCACGGAGGAAGGCCUGCCCAUCCACCAGCAGCACUGGGACUUCCAGGAGAAUGGGAUGAUUGUCCACAUUCUUUCUGGGAAAUGCAUGGAAGCUGUGGUGCAAGAAAACAAUAAAGAUUUGUACCUGCGUCCAUGUGAUGGAAAAGCCUGCCAGCAGUGGCGAUUUGACCAGGUCAAUGCUGUGGAUGAACGAUGAAUGUCAAUGUCAGAAGGAAAAGAGAAUUUUGGCCAUCACAGUUCAGCUCCAAGUGAACUUAAAGAGCUUAUAUAUUUCAUGAAGCUGAUCCUUUUGUGUGUGUGCUUCUGGUGUUAGGAGAGAAAAAAGCUCCAUGAAAGAAUAUAGGAAGUUUCUCCUUUUCACACCUUAUUUCAUUGACUGCUGGCUGCUUUAAAAAAAAAAAAGGGAUCCAUUGUACCGUUGUCUUCAUCACUGGGAAAUGAUUAUUACAUAGUACAGAAGAUUAUUUGUUUUUCUCCGCUGAGCACUUAACAAUUGCUUUCUCUCUGGCCUGGACAUUCUCUGGCAGCACCUCCAGGAUACAUAAAUCCAAUGGAUCAAUUUAUUUGUCUUCAAAUGGCCUUAACUUGGAUUGUCUGUUUGGCCAACCAUGAAAAUUAAAGGGUGAAGCAGAUGUAAUGACCUGACAUUCCAAAAACUCUGAAUUGGGUUUAUUAGCACAAACGCUGUGUUCAUUUGUUAAGCCAUAUCUCAGAAGAAGGAAAGGAAGCUACAGAGAGGAGGUUUAGGAUUGGAGAGAAGUUGCAAGCGCACUUUGGCCCAAUUCUCCAGCUCAACCCAGCAGCUGAAAAGCAUCAAGAGACUUGGGAAAAGACAUUUUCAUGGUUUGCACUGACUGGAGCAGAAACAGCAACCUUUCAAAAAAGCAAGCCUUUUUCCUGGGAGGAAAAUGCCAGAGCCUGAGCCAAAAUUCUUAUGACAGGUAACAUUUGGGUGUCAACGUCCAUGAGAGCUGACAGGGCCAUCUCUGAGCACUUAUAACUGUCUGGAACCCCCAAAUGUGUCCACAGGUUGAAUGUCCAUGAGUGUGGGGAACACAGCUCAUCUGGAGCACAUCUGAGGCUAGUAAGAACUAAAUGACUUUCCUUGCUAUGACUUGGCUUACCUAGUUCAGCCGUAAGAGUUGCUGAAUGGGAUGGGUUCUGCUAUUUAAUAAACACCAUUCAUAUUCAUUUUUCCCCAGAUGGAGUUACCUACCUUUCCACAUGAUCAGCUUAGAAAUCUUCCCCUAAAGAUGCUAAUCUCCUUUGGGCUAUCUCAGAACACAGUAUCCUUCAAAUAAGAAAAACUGAGUGGCAAGUGCAGUGUUUCCAAACAAUACCUAUCAUAACUAUGUAUUCAUUGUCUACCUGCUAAGUCAAGGGUUCACUGCAUUUCUCCUUCCUCAGAAUACAUUCUGGACCUUCGCCGUCUAAUAUGGUAGCCACUAACCAAAUGUGGCCAUUUUAAUGUAAAUCCGUUAAAAUCAAAGAAAAUUUAAAACUCAGUUCCUCAGUUUGACUGGCCACACUUUUUUUAAUGCUUAUAUAUAUAUUUUUUAUUAUUAUACUUUAAGUUUUAGGGUACAUGUGCACAAUGUGCAGGUUUGUUACAUGUGUAUACAUGUGCUAUGUUGGUGUGCUGCACCCAUUAAGUUCUAAUUUAGCAUUAGGUAUAUCUCUUAAUGCUGCCCCUCCCCCCUCCCCCCACCCCACAACAGUCCCCGGAGUGUGAUGUUCCCCUUCCUGUGUCCAUGUGUUCUCAUUGUUCAAUUCCCACCUAUGAGUGAGAACAUGCGGUGUUUGGUUUUUUGUCCUUGCAAUAGUUUGCUGAGAAUGAUGGUUUCCAGCUUCAUCCAUGUCCCUUCAAAGGACAUGAACUCAUCAUUUUUUAUGGCUGCAUAGUAUUCCAUGGUGUAUAGGUGCCACAUUUUCUUAAUCCAGUCUAUCGUUUUUGGACAUUUAGGUUGGUUCCAAGUCUUCGCUAUUGUGAAUAGUGCCACAAUAAACAUACGUGUGCAUGUGUCUUUAU
Messenger RNA from Symphalangus syndactylus (siamang), 6728 nucleotides. RefSeq names its product polypeptide N-acetylgalactosaminyltransferase 15 (gene GALNT15). Gene Ontology annotation, biological process: protein O-linked glycosylation. Gene Ontology annotation, molecular function: polypeptide N-acetylgalactosaminyltransferase activity. Gene Ontology annotation, cellular component: Golgi apparatus. The record is from RefSeq and is a predicted model, not a curated record. Lineage: Eukaryota; Metazoa; Chordata; Mammalia; Primates; Hylobatidae.